Molecule: messenger RNA, 5769 nt
Organism: Rhincodon typus (whale shark)
Lineage: Eukaryota; Metazoa; Chordata; Chondrichthyes; Orectolobiformes; Rhincodontidae
Product: cyclin-dependent kinase-like 5
Exons: 3
Coding region: 161-964 (267 amino acids)
Source: RefSeq, a predicted model, not a curated record
AGUCAUUAAUAUUUGAGGUUUCAAUAUUAUUACAGCCAGCCAGUGAGGGAAAAAUAUGGUCUAGUUUUAGGCAAGUUGUAAAACUCAUUGAAUUGGGAAAGGUUAUUUGUCAAAUUGCCAUGACUAAAAUAAGUGAGCUUUUUUAUAAGAAUGAUAACAGAUGCAAUUGAUUGGUAAUCUAACAUUGUUACUGCCAAAUUUACACUACUUGAAACGUGUCCCUGAAUUUACACACUCUGGUGAUUAUUUAAAUGAAUCAAAAUUGUACAUUCAAAGACACAGGAAUAUAGCUGCUUGUGUUGCAAUAUCUACGCACUUGGUGUAUUUGUAUCUUAUAUUACAGACUGAAAACUACGAUGGAGAAAAUCCAAGUAUCAGAAAAUCCCUCUUUCCUCUUUUUAGUGCAGAGAAUCAUUUAAAACAUAUUUCUUCCUCCAGAGAACUGCCUGUAGUCAAUCUUCCCAUGAUGCCUAGUAGUGAUGGCCAUGAUCGUCUGGCAUUACAAAAGGCGUUACAUGCCAGCCAAAACAGAGGGAGAGACUGGCCCGUAGACAAGAUGGCAGAUGUUCAGCCUCAGAAACACCCUUUGAAGUCAUUGCGCAAGUUUUUGCAGUUACCUACUUCAUUCAGUCACUCUACUCCCUCAGAAGUACGGUUUCAACCUUUGCCAAACCAGCCAGUCAAAUCAUCUCACAGUGAGGGUCGCACCCAUGCAGCGGGGCAGACUCCUAACAGCAAUACACAACAAGAUUCCCAGGCAAAACCCAGAUCAACUUUCCAACUACCUGGGCAAAUGGAACCUAUCUGGCAUGUGCUGCCAAGUGGCCGGACUGGAAUUGAUGGAACUAUGAACCCUGAGCGAAUGAUUUCCAAAUCAAGUCAAAAUGGGCAUUCUCUACAUUUAACCAGAACAGCACGUUCCAGAAUGCCAAAUCUAAAUGAUUUAAAAGAAACAGCGCUGUAGUCAUUUUUCAUUUAAUCAUUCUGAAAAUGAAUAGUACUUCUAUAUCAGAUGAAUAACCAGGUCCCUUUAAUAAACAUUACUGAUGUAAUGUUGGAAGCAAUUUAAAAAAAUCCUAAUCAUGACAGUAAUGCAAUACGUAGAAUUAUUUUAAAUUGUUUGAGGUUUCGCAAAACAGCACCUAGUGACUGUGUAACGAUGGCUAGCACCUGCAUUGAUUAUUAACAAAGCUCACAAUUCAUAUGGUGUUCAGAUUAUUCUGUAACAGUUCAAACAGUUUGUAGUUAUAACAAAUAAUAUAUUUGUACAUUGUCGGAACUGGAGUUUGUCCUGAUAUCCAUGACUUCAUAGAGCACAAUGUUAUUGUGUACUUAAUGCACACUGUACUCACAAGCUGCUGAUGCUUUUUAGGCAUUUUGUACACUUUCUUCCUCAAACUGUAAUUUGCAUUAUAUUUAGGCAUAUGAGUAGUAGUAUUUCAGCGAAUAUACUGGCAAUUAUGUUUGGUGUGUGGUUAGUAGCUUGUCAAAGUUUGAUAAAAGGAUUUUAUUUUUGGUAUGUAGUAUAGAAUCUGUACAAACUACUUCAUGAAAAUGAUAUACAAGAAUAACAAGUUACAAAUUGUUACAAAAUUGUAACCUGUCAUUAACAGAAAUGCAAAGCUCAAGUGGUUUAUCAAUGUAAGAUGUAGUGUUGAACCACAAUUGGGCCUGUUAUUUUGCAAUAUAUGCAAUUGAGAUUAUAUCAUUUUCAUUCUUUUGGAUAAUGUGGAGACUCUGCUUCAAACAAAUCAUAUGGCUUGAAAUGGGUAAAUUGAACUGUAGGGAUAUUUGAUUUUAGUUUACUGUGUAUUGUGGUAAGUAGUGAACUAGGUAUAUAUUGUAUACAGAAUAAAUGUUCAAAUGCACUCAACUCAAAUUAUAUAAACUGCAAAAGUACAGCUGGAAUCAAUUUUGCAACAUCUAGAUCUUCUGGCAGACAUAUUAUUUUUCAGUAAUAUCAUUAUAGUGUUUUUUUUAAGUUGGUUUCUAUUCUUCACCCUGAAUUUUGUAUUCUUCAUUAUUACCAUGACAGCUGAGUUUUUCGAUAUAGCUGUACUAAACUAGUUCCAUUUCUUUCCACCCUCAAAUAAUUUUGCUUGAUUAUAUAUUGAAAUAGUAGUGUAUACAAUGCUUCCUCAGAAGGAUAUAUUGAUACAGUAGUUGUACAUAUGGUACACUCAUGCCCUUGAGCAUCCAAAUGUUUCACUGAUGGUGACUGUGAGCAAUGGUAGCUGGCCAUGUACCAGGAACAAAACUAGGGUUACCAUUAGUUUGGUAAUUAUUGCUCUAACACUUAGAGCAUAAAAUGUGAAAUUUUAAUCUUCCCUGUAGAUCAAUCUGCAUCUGCCUCAUUAGGAAUUCCCUGUGAAGUUGCCAAGAAAGCAGACUUGGGUUUCAACAAAGGGUUUUAGACUGUGUGGUCAUUACUUAAGCUGAUGGGUAUGCUGAACAUCAUGUGUUCUUACAAACAUGCUCUUCAAAUGACCGGUAUGUAUGUAUUUGGUGAAAAUUGGGCACUUCUUCAAAGCAGGAGAAUGCCAUCUUCUCUGUCAGCCACACAUAAUUUUCUGUGGGAACUCAAGCCCAGCAGGCAGAAAAAUAAGUCAUGACCCUCAGAAUUUGCCUUGUCUGACAGGAAAAAUUGCACCACAUCAAAAUUUUACAUUUGCUGGAUUAUGAUUGUGCUUAUAUUUUCUUUAUUGUAGGUUGUGUUCUCUUAUGUUAGAAGACAUGUUAUUUUCAUGUAAUUUUGCAUUUCCAGCAUCUGACACCUACAUCUUUUGCCUGUGCCUUAUCUUGUGCCUGUUUGCUUUUUAAUGUUAACCUUCCCUUGUGCAAUGAUCCCUCAAACAGAAAUAUGUGCUUUUUUUUUCAAAACAGAAAACAGUGGCCAAAAGAAAAAAAUACAGGUUUAUGCAAAAUCCUGGUUUAGAUCUGGCCUUGAAAAUGGGCAAGCACUUAGACCUUAAUCAGAUUUGUAAUUCAUCCUACAUCAUGCACAAAUUUUUGUGGAAAUUACCAAAGUCACCUUUUUAUGGUUUUAUUUAUAAAGUUGUUAAAUUCAGAUCUUGAGCAGAGUCUAAGGAUUUGCUUUUUACUUCACAUUUUCUGUUUUAGACUAUAAUGUCAUCUUGAUUAAGUGCCAAUGUAGGAACAACCAAUAAAUCUGUACAAAAGUAUAUGCCACUUUUAUUUUUUGACAUGUUUUUCCCUCGAAUAUACAAAUUAGAUGCGUGACGGGAGAGGAGUGUAACUAAAUUUAUUCAUUGCAACCCUCAAAUGGUCAAAGGGAGUUUACAGCAGUUUCAGUAACCAAUCAUUCAUGAGGUUGUGACUGUGUUUGAUUCUCAUUCCCCAGUCUUAGUCCCUUUUAGAAAGUUUAAUCGUAAUUGUCACAAAUUAUACAAUAUGUCAUCAAUUUUUCAGUUGGGCAUGAAGCUAGUUUUUGAAGAAAAACUAACUGUGACUGAGAUUCAUCAAGGAAAUUUUGCAGUGUUUUCAAACAAUAAUUACAUAUUCAGCUGACCAAAUUAAACUUUUGCAUUUAUAGAAAAAAACAAAAGUAUAGAAUACGUAGUUGACAUGUCAGUAAGGUUUCUGCUGUUUAGAUAAGAGUAUUGGUGGCAACAUGAAUUUGAGCUUGCUGCCCUCCUAUUAGGAAUGGGUUCCAUUAUUCUGAAGCAAGCUCAUCAAAUGAAUGAUAAAAAUUACAUACUCUCUGUAACUCACCCAUUAAUAAAUGAUGAGUCAGUAGCAGCAAAAAUGUACACUAGAUUUUAAGCAUAUUUUAUGAUAUUGUGGACUCCAUUAAUAAAUAGGAUUCUUUAGAACCAGUCGUAUAUCUGACUUUUUUUAAUAAAUGGUAAAGGUAAUGUUCCCACCAAAUCGCAAAUGGUCUUUACGAAUGAGAUUUGAUUUGUACUUUCAUUCCAAGCCAUGCAAUAGCUCAAAAUAAUUUAGUAAUUUCAAGAUUCGUAUAUUCCAAAUAUCCCAUUGGCAAAAGGCACUAAAUUUGUGGCAUGCAGACACUUGUGCAAAAUGCAUGUUUAACUAAUUACCUUACACAAUACUUUUCCAUGAAAAUAGUGCCUUGUUGGUUUGCAGCUGAAUUUGCACUAUUGCAAGACGUCUUUCACUGGUACCUUGCCUGAUUUGAGAGAUUUCUGCAACUUCUGUAUCAACAUCUUUUCCAGGCAAGACUGUUUUGUGAUAUGGUUUUUCUUGCAGUUAUACCAAUACUUUGCAAUCUUGCUAGACAUUUCUGUUCCUUCCUGCUGCUGACUGAUAUCCUUGUUUUAUGAUUAUUACAUGAUCUGGCUAGUUAAGCUGCCUAGAUUUCUCACUGACUAUACUUUUCACAAAGUCUUCUAUGUCAUGUGUUCAAAGUACUGCUGAGAUAAAUAAUUUUUUAAUGAAUAUUUAUAUGAAAGCUAUUGAUGAACAUGAUUCUUUCAAGAGCUAGAAUAUUCAGAAGAGGGAACAUUUUAAUAUUACCUUCAGUGAGCAGGUAUUGAGUGGCUUUUACCAUUGGCAUUGUCGUUGAUAGGAAGUUUCUAUUUCUUGUGAACAACAUUCACACAAAUUCCCAUUUCGAAAUGUGCUUAUAUGUAUUACGACAAGUAUCAAAUUUUGAUUUGUCAAAUUUGUUUUUGAAUGUCAUUGCACGCAAAGUGCAGAUAGUCAGGUUCAGUAUUAAUGUGAUCAGUUACAGAUUUCAAUGUCUUCAACAACUUCAAUGUAAAACAGGCAUUAAGUUUGAAACAGACUGCUCUUAUAUUCUGCAGAAUUUUAAGUUUAAAAUUUCACUGUUCCUGUUACUUUCAGUAAUUAUAAUUUUUUUUUAUGUCUGCACACUUCCUCUUAUUAAACCUUGUAUGGAAAGGUCAAUUUUCAAAGUUAAAACUUGGAGGAAAAAAGUUGUUGCAAAAAACAAGUAAAAUGCUGAGACUUUUAUGCCACAUUUUUAAAACCGCUUUUAUAUAAUGCUAAUUGAUUAGUAUAAACCCAGGGUCCAAAUAAUUCAGCAGAAUAUAAACCAGCAGGUGUGAUUAGUGUUAAUGUAUAUAUUUGUCUAAAGAUGUGUUUUAUGCAUGCAGAUCUCAAUACUUUUACUCAAUACAGGUUUGUAUGGGUGUAAAACAUAUGUAUUCUCUGUUAGAUCUUAAUACAUAUCUACAGGAUUAGAAAUUGUGGUUAGGGAACUUAUUAACAGGGGAAAGCCUAAUAAAUGCACAUUGCUGUUGAAUAUAGUUCUGAUAAGAUAAUAUUACAGGUGUACAAAAAUGUGGGGAAAAAAGUUGACUUGAGAGUAUAUAUGUAAUUCUGACAAGUGUUUAAUGCCUAUAGUCACAGCUGAAAUUAUAUUUUAGGCAGUUAUACUUUUUUUCUAAAAAUGUGCACAUAUUUUCAAGUGUUCAGGUCUCUGCUCAUGUGAAGUCCUUGUUUUCCAGGAUUCUUUGACAGCAUUUGUAGUUUCUCACAUAGUUGCAUUUAUGUUUUGUUUCCCUUAUUGCAGUUUUUCCCUUUUUUUAAUGAUUGCAAAGUAUAAAACAUUUGUAAAUUGUUUAUAUAACAUUUAUAUGUUUGUAUAUUCAAUCCUUAUAGUGUGUUUUCCAUCUGUAUGUACAGCUAUUUUGUAAAUUUUAAUCAUACUGUUUGAGUUGUCACUGAAUAUUGGCAUGAAAUGGUUAAUUUUUACUAAGCACAAUGUAUUUUUGAAUGGACCUUGUAAAACAUGUCUUUAUAAAAAUGCAAAUUUUUGCACUA